GCGGCCACGGCGCAGUCCCUUGUAGGUCUAAGACUGAGGAUGCUACUCAACAUCAUACACAAUCACGAGUUGGUUAGCGAUGUUUUUGGUUGAUGGACCACACGUGGACUAAGCUGUACCUAGCCGUCACCAUGGCCCAGACCCUGCAGAUGGAGAUCCCAAACUUCGGCAACAGCAUCCUGGAGUGCCUGAAUGAGCAGCGGCUGCAGGGCCUGUACUGUGAUGUGUCUGUGGUGGUCAAGGGUCACGCCUUCAAGGCCCACCGGGCUGUGCUGGCUGCCAGUAGCUCCUAUUUCCGGGACCUGUUCAACAGCAGCCGGAGCGCUGUGGUGGAACUGCCAGCGGCCGUGCAGCCCCAAUCCUUCCAGCAGAUCCUCAGCUUCUGCUACACUGGCAGGCUGAGCAUGAAUGUGGGAGACCAGUUCUUGCUCAUGUACACAGCUGGCUUCCUGCAGAUCCAGGAGAUCAUGGAGAAAGGCACCGAGUUCUUCCUCAAGGUGAGCUCCCCCAGCUGCGACUCACAGGGCCUGCACACUGAGGAGGCCCCAACAUCUGAGCCCCAGAGCCCUGUGGCCCAGACAUCCAGCUGGCCAGCCUGUGGUACCCCACUCCCCCUCGUGUCACGAGUCAAGACAGAGCAGCAGGAGUCGGACUCCGUGCAGUGCACGCCGGUGGCCAAGCGGCUGUGGGACAGCAGCCAGAAGGAGGCCGGGGGAAGCAAUGGCAGCCGCAAAAUGGCCAAGUUCUCCACACCGGAUCUGGCCACCAACCGACCACCCCAGCAGGCCCCAGUAGUGGCGGCGGCAGCAGCAGGGACCGGGCAACCAACUGGGGGGACAACAGCGGCAGCAGGGGGCCUAGUGAGCGGACCCAGCACAUCAGAGUGGACCAGCCCAGGCACCUCAAGUGCCUAUACCAGCGACAGCCCUGGCUCCUACCACAAUGAGGAGGAUGAGGAAGAAGAUGCAGGCGAGGAGGGCACGGACGAGCAGUACCGGCAGAUCUGCAACAUGUACACCAUGUAUAGCAUGAUGAACGUCGGCCAGACUGCUGAAAAGGUGGAGGCACUCCCUGAGCAGGUGGCCCCCGAGUCCCGGAACCGCAUCCGGGUGCGGCAAGACCUGGCAUCUCUCCCGGCUGAGCUCAUCAACCAGAUUGGCAAUCGCUGCCACCCCAAGCUCUACGAUGAGGGUGAUCCCUCUGAGAAACUGGAGCUGGUGACAGGUACCAAUGUGUACAUAACACGGGCACAGCUCAUGAACUGCCACGUCAGUGCAGGCACGAGGCACAAGGUCCUGCUGCGGCGUCUCCUGGCCUCCUUCUUUGACCGGAACACGUUGGCAAACAGCUGUGGCACCGGCAUUCGUUCUUCCACCAAUGACCCCAGGCGCAAACCUCUAGACAGCCGUGUCCUCCAUGCCGUCAAGUACUACUGCCAGAACUUUGCCCCCAACUUCAAGGAGAGUGAGAUGAAUUCCAUUGCGGCUGACAUGUGCACCAACGCCCGCCGGGUCGUGCGUAAAAGCUGGAUGCCCAAGGUCAAGCUGCUCAAGGCUGAGGGCGAGGCCUACACCACCUUCAUCAGCGACACGGGCAAGGUGGAGCCGUACAUGAUGGACGUGGAGCACAGCUUUGAGACAGCCAGUCAUGACGGCGAGGCAGGCCCCUCGGCGGAGGCCCUCCAGUAACCCCCAUUGGACCCCCUCCCCUCGGGGCUGCACACUUCCCUCCUGUCACACCUGCCCACCUGCCAUCUUGGUCAUGAGCUACUGUCUGUUCCCUCCCCAGCAACCUCGGGGGGCACUGCAUGCUCCCAGCCCCUCUGCCUUCCCUGUCCCCACCCCCACCCCAUUCCAAGCGGGCUGGGAGAGGACAGAGGGGGUUCGAGGUCUGCGUUGCCUUCUCUAGCACACACUCAAUGCACCUCCUAACCCCUAGCAAUUGUCCUCCCAUUCAUCAGGCCAGGCACAGGGAGGAGCCGGCCAGGGGGCUCUGGAAGGCCCCCUCCCCAGGCGUCUGGGCCGCCUGGUGGAAGCUUUCCUCAGCCUCCAUCCCUCUGGGCAGCCCCUUAGUACUCACAGGGGGCCCCGGGUUCUCAGGACCCCUCCCGCCACCACCUCCCAGUGCUUCCAUGUUUCCAAAAGCGCCUUCCUGUCUCCCUCCUUCUGUCCCUGUGCCUGGGGACUGGGGUAGGUGAGGCCGUGGGAACUGCCCAUUUUACAACUGAGGAAACCCGAGGCUCAGAAUUUCCAUGGGGAACCGAAGGUGGCAGUGGUGGACUUUGUGUUCAGCCUCUGUUGUUUCUGUCAGUCCCCUGGGGCCUGAGUCAGGGGUCUCCUUGGGGCAGAGCCAGGGUCUCUGAGGAUAGGAGAAAUGUCCAAGGCUCCGAGAAGUUUGUAUGUGUGUGUAUAUGUGUGUGUGUGUGUACGCGUGCGUGCACUUGCUUGUGGAGAAGUUUUGCUAUUAAACAAAUGAAGCUAUCAGAGGCAGUAGGACCAGCAAUGGAACCAGGGGAGCAGGCUGGGGGGCUGCGGCCCUCCCUUCCCUUUCCCAUCCCCUCCCCACCCCACGGCAGGGCUCCCAGCCCCCACCUCCUGUACAUACUUUUUAAAACAUUUUUUUAGCUUAUGAAAUAUUGAAGUAUAAGAUUCCUUUUAUUUUUCAAACCAAUGGGACUGUGUCUGCUGUCCCCUUUGGUCCCUGGGGGCCGUGGAAGGCAGGACAGUGUGGGAGGACUAGGGGCAGGUGAAUGUGUGUGGAGUGUGGGUGUGUGUUUCUGAGGUGGGGCCCUUGGUCCAGCCACCAACUGGGUUCUUGUGGGUCUGACUAGUUCCCUCUCACCCCUUUUUCUGCUUCCCCAUGGAGUACAGGUAAUGGGUGAAGGGUGUCCCUGACCUGGUUGCCUUGACGAAAUCCAGCUCCUGGGGACACCUACUUCCAUUGUUAGUAGUUUGCAGAAUUUUCUCUUACCAUUCCUCUUUCAUUCUCUCCCAGUGUCAGUGGUGUUUGUUUGGUUUGGUUUGGUUUUGCGUUUUACGUGUGAACUAAGGAUUCUUUUACUCUCCAUUCCCCCACACUGGAUAUCCUUUCUUCACCAUUUUGUGUCUGGCCCCUUUGCUACUGCCUCUCCCUCUCUCCUCCCCAAUCCAACCAGCCCAUUGCACCCAGCUGCCUCUAUCUAGAGGCCAGCCCCACCUUGACCCUUUGCCUCUGACUCGGAGGCCUCCCCCCAACCCAGCAGCUCACCUCAUAGCCUGUGGUGAGGGGGUCCCUCCUGACAUCUGCUUGUUGCAGGGUGGGGUGUGUCAAGCCUGGCUGGGGCCCUGGGCCAAUCCCAGCACCUUAGCCCCUAGGUAGCCUGAGUAUGUGGGGGAGUCGACACCCCCAGCUUAAAGCACAAGCACCUUAGUCGCACCUCCCCCCCAUCCUGUCCUUGACACCUCACCCUAGCAUCGAUCCCAAAGCACAAAAUCCUGAUCAGUUGGCAUGCCUCUGGACUGGUUGAAGCUGAGGGGCAGACUGGGGCUCCAGCCAGAGCCCUAAAGGAAGCAGGAGUCCCCAGGCACUCCCCUCCUUCCAGGCCUUAGCAGGGACUAGCUCCCUGGGACUGGGGUCUUCUCUCUCCCCACCCCUUUGUCCUGGGCAGGCCCUGCCCAGUCCCUCCCUGCCUUGCCUUGUCCUAGGUGGGGCUUGCCCAUCUCUCCUCCAAGCCUCUGCAGCACUGGGUUGGGUGGCAGAACCCCCUUGUUUCAGGGGACCCCAGGAGGUUCCCCUGGCUCUGGGGCCUGUGUAUUGGGGUGGGGAGAGGGGCCGGGCAGGGGUGCAGGGGAGGAAACUCCUCACCAGGAGAGCCAAAGACAGGGUUGUGCCUUAUCCCAGGAGCCACCCCUGCACCCCUCUUACCCUGCCCUCCCCUUUCCCUCUCAGGCGGCCUGCUGCUUUCCCUGCCCUCCCUUCCAGGCCUUGCCCUGAGCUGCAUGGUCCCCCCUCCACCCUGGGCAGCCAGGAAGGAACACGGAAUCACCGACCAACACAAAAAAGACUGUGGGGGCCCCCUCUCUGCCUCCCCUGGCCGCCCCCCCUCCUCCACCCACACCUCUUUCACGCAGGACAGAUCACCUGUGGCAUCUGCGUGAAGUGCCAACACCCUCCCCUGCCCUGGGCCAAGCACCCCUCCCCGGGCCCAAAAGUGAGAUUGCACAUUAACUACUGUAAGGAGAGGAGCCGCACUGGGAAAUGUGAACCACGAGAAUAUCAGUGAUAACUGAUUAGGAGAAUAAACUAAACGCCUUUGUAACAGCCCUGCCGCAUGCUCUCACUAGGGUGCAAGGAGUGGGCCCCGGGGGGUUCACUCACCACCCACUGGGUUACCCCAGAAUGACACCUACUUUUCCUGACUUACCUUUGACAGAUGUAGAAGUAGUGUAUGGAGAGGGACUGCUCUUCAGAUGGGGACAGAGGAUCAAAGAGCUUCAACUUACAGCACUCUCACAACUGCCCCAGCAUUUCUCUACAUGAUACCCCUAGACUGUUACUGCAUAUGUGUGAUCCCUAUAUCCUGAAUGGGUAACCGUGGCUUCUCAUGGGAACCCCUCCAAAGCUACAAGGGUAAUGGCUACAUCAAAAGUGGCCUGCACACCAGAUGCGCUUGCUGCCCUUCUGCCAUCUGUGUGUGAUGACAGCCCCAGAAGCAGAUCCUAAAUUUGCCCCCCGCCACACACCUAAAAUUGGAAUGUGAAGGUGGUCAGUCUAAAUUCAGCUACUUAUUCAAAUACCCUGGAGAGCUGGAGGGGCUUGAGAAUGUGAAAAGGACAAAGGGUUUUAUCAGUGAGCUCAUAUUGAUCCAGAGUAUCUUGGGGAUCCUGUCAAAAGAUACUUGCUUUGUGGAAAGGAAGCUUCAACUCUGCCCCAGCCAGCUCCACCCUUUGAGAACUAGGAGAGCUCCAGGUGUCAUGGAGAUCAAGUAAUAGUUCAUUCACAGGGUAGCUUAUGGAUAAUUCAGUUAGACCAGUCAUCAAUGAAAAUCCACAUGUGUCUGCUGCAGAGUAGUCUCAGCAUACAGGCAGCCCCAAGUGGAAAUACCAUCUGGUAUCUGUGGGCUCCAAGAAAUAACUAAAGAUCAAGAGAAUCCCCCAAACCAUGGCAGUGGUUUUACAUAAAAAGUACCUACAUUUCUGGUCCCUUUAAAAAUUUGACAUUUGACAAAUUUUGACCUCAUGGAGUGAAGGACGUAAUAGCAAUUAUAACAUGUAAGUGGGAAACAGGUAUGUGGUUCUGAUGUCUGAUUCCAUAACAUCUAAGACAAUAACUAAAGGGUCACAGCACUUACAAGUUAGCUGGCUUAAGGAAUCAUUUCAUACUCAGAAGGUGAGAGUGGGAGGGUAUGGGCCGCUGAAGUGUCCAUGCACACCAGUGCAGCCACACCGAGUACCUGGCCUCACAUACCCACUUUCAGUCCCCCUGGAUGGUUGGACAUGUGUUUCAGAACCCAGAAACACAAUAGGGAGAUGUUUAGGCUGAAGUUUCUUUUUUUUCUCAAGAUUUAUGUACAGAAGAAUUGGGGUAUAGGUCAGAGGUGCGGAGGGUGAGAGGAUUCAUCAGAGAGUGGGGAGCAGAACAGGCAGGCUGACUGAAAUACACUGCUGAGGGGAGCAGCAGGUGAGACAGGAGAGAUCUGUUGUACUGUAUGUGUGUUGGCUCCCUAGCUAGGGAAUCACUCAGGCCCUUGUGAUAGUGCUGAGACUUAACCCCUAGGCCACUAGGGAGGCCCUAGGCUAAAGUUUAGGGCCUACCUGAUGGCUCAGAAGGUUAAAUCUCAGCAUUAUGAAGCUAUCUAGCACCAGUUCAAUCCCCGGCCAGACCAGGGAGCUGACCCACAUGGCGCAG
Talpa occidentalis (Iberian mole) is the source of this 5886-nucleotide messenger RNA. It is a transcript of the gene NACC1, whose product is annotated as nucleus accumbens associated 1. The record is from RefSeq and is a predicted model, not a curated record. NCBI's taxonomy places the organism in Eukaryota, Metazoa, Chordata, Mammalia, Eulipotyphla, Talpidae. The transcript has 7 exons. Bases 93 to 1688 code for a protein of 531 amino acids. Gene Ontology annotation, biological process: regulation of transcription by RNA polymerase II. Gene Ontology annotation, molecular function: protein binding; RNA polymerase II cis-regulatory region sequence-specific DNA binding; DNA-binding transcription factor activity, RNA polymerase II-specific.